AUGUUGUUCAAGUUUUCUGCUGCUCUUCUGGCCGUCCUGGUUGCGACUGCAGCUUCGGCGUCAACGACAGAAGAUGAGACGGUGACGGUCAAGAGUACUCGGACGGUUAUAGUCUGUCCAUGGAAAACACUGCCACCUUCUUGCCCUGACCAAGGUGUCUCGGCUGGCACCUUCCUCUCCAUUCCCACCGGUAGUCGUUCUGCAAGCGACGCUGGCAGCUGGGAGGACUGGGAUCCGACUACUCUGAUCGCAGCUGCAGCUGCAGCUGGCUCCUCAACCAUACACUCCCUGUCUGGUCCCGGUUGGAUAGACUGGGACGUCUCCAGCUCGACCUCAACCUCGACCUCGACCUCGACAGGGUCAGUCGGUCCCGUUUCGAUCACGACCGGCUCGUCGGUAGGGUCGACCACUUCUCAACCCUCUGGCUCGACGGCAUCCACCCAGACCUCGUCGACAAGCUCCUCACAGUCGGUGUCUAUCUCCUCGAUCAGCUCCUUGAGCACUAGUACCUCCAGCAGUUCUACGACCACAACUACUGCGAUCUCAAGUCUAGCGGUCGUUUCACCAGACCCUGCACCCACCGCGGUGGCUGGAGACGACAGCUUCUACGUGGUACUAAACCAGGUUAAUCCACAAGGAAGACACAAGCGAUCGACCACCUACAUCGGCUUCUCCGGCAUCGAUGCCAUCGCGGUGACGGACGAGACUCUAGCCUGGCCCUUGAAGCUCGAUUCGCUCAGCCACAUCCUCCAGUUCAGUGGAAAGGCCGGGUACGUGGGCUUCGACAGUCUAUUUGCUACUGAGCCAGUUCGACGAGUCAGCGACGACCAGAAAUAUGCCCCGAGCGUAUCUCUGGGCUGGUAUAUCGACGCUGUCACCGGCGCCCUAAGUUUUGGGACCGCCCAGUUUUGCAUCCUGAGUAACAGUCAAAUCUUUGCGUACUGGGACCGGAAGCUUCCGAAUGGCUGCGAUGCUGUGACGUUGACUCAAUACUCAUUGCCGCCUCUCGCAAGCGGCGAGAGCGACACGAUUGACGGCAGCUUCCAGAUCGAGGUGGAGGGACUUGGGGCAACGUACUACGUCGGCUUCUGCGGCAGUUUCAAGUACGAGCCCCGGAUCUGCAAUGUUCCCACGCUCUACUUUGCCUGGACCAUGAACGGAGGCCAGAUCACCACGAACAACGGCACCGGGGGAUGGCUGGUGGCGCCGACGGAUUCCAACUUAGUCAUCACCGCUCUGCCGUUGUUGGUGUACACCAGCCUUAUAUUGGACCCAGUCUAUAACCGGUGGAUCGUGGAUGAAGAUGGAUAUCUGCAGAUGCCGGCCGUGGGAUCCAGUCCUGCCGCCAGCUUCAGCGGCCGUGCAGGCGGGAUUGUGAACUACCAAUUCAACGGAGCAGACAGCUCCAUCAAGUUGAGAGUGAGGAAACGGUCUUCGUCUUCCACCACGACAACCACAGCCACAACAAGUUCCAGCAUUCUAUCAACCACGUCGGGCACUCUGGCGACGACCACGACCACUAGAACACCCGACACAACCACCACGACCACAUCAUCAUCAACGUUCAGCACAGCUUCAAUGAUACCGAUAUCGGAGUCGACGACCACGGCAGCCACAGCCACAGCCACAUUGACAAGUUUGACGGAGACGACAGACAUGACCACAGGUACAACCACAACCACGAGCUUGACGUUGUCCACCAGCUCAUUGGUUUUCUAUGGGAAUACAACAUCUACAUCUACAUCCACUACCUCUACCUCUGCAACUAGCUCUGCCACUACCCCCACGACCACGGCAGCUCUAACCACAGCCACAUCGAUAGGUUUGACAUUGAGCAUAGGUAUAGGCAUUGGUACAACCACAACCACAAGCUUGACGUUGUCCACCACUCUGCCCACUACUACGAGCACCACCACUACUGCUGCUAUCUACACUUCCACGACCAGUGCAAGUAGUACAUUAAGUACCACUACCGCCGUAGCAACUACUACCACGUCGACUCAUCGCAUCAAAGCCGCAGAGAGCGACUUCACCUUGACAGUCACCGACGUGCAAUCGGCGACAUCUCCCGGACUGCCUCCUGCCACGGAAACCACUCGGGACCCGACUUGCCACCCAGGGGCGGGCAGUGCACUGUGCAGCACAGAGGUGACAGGCUCGGGACUGUACCAGGCCGAUUACACGGUGUACUGCUCGGAAUACUGGACCGGCGAUCUCUCGACAGACCCAGUGAACUCGGCAAACUUCCUGUCUCAAGCUCAAGGCUGGCACGCGGACAGCUUCGACCAGUGCCUCGAGAUGUGUGACAAUGCGGCCGACUGCGUGGCCAUGACUUUCUCGUCUAACAGUGUCUGCACGUCGGCGAACUGCAGACUAUUGAGGGACGUUCAGGACCGAUACACCGAAGCUGCUCUCAACGACUACAGCAGCUGGGACAGUGCUGCGAUUGGGAACGCCGUGUUGGGGACUAAUCCUGAAACAACGUCAACGUCAACGUCAACGUCGACAUCCAGCACGACUUCAUUGAUAUCGGAGUCGACGACGACAGCCACUGCCACUACCACCACAGCCACUACCACCACAGCAACUACAACCACUUCACCGACCAGCGUAGGUAGUACAUCAAGUACUACUACGACCCCUACGGCCACGACGACCACUGUCACUACUGCCACUACCACCGUAGCCACCUCUACUGCUACUAGUUCUACUACCUCCACCACCACUACCACCACCGCCGUAACCACCUCUACUACUACUACUUCUCCUCCCACCACCACCACCACCACCACCACCACCACCACCACCACCACCACUUCUACUACCCCUACCGUAUCAAGCACUACUACAUCAAGUACAACCACCACUACUUCUACUCCUACCGCAUCAAGUACUACUACCACUACUACCAUUGCCACUACUACCGCAAGUAGUACAUUAAAUACAUCAACUACCACUACAACCACUUCUGCUACCACUACUACUACAUCAACUACCACUUCCACCACUCUCACUACCACCACCACUACAUCAACUACUACCACUUCUACUACUACCACCACUACAUCAACUACCACUUCCACUACUACCACUUCCACCACUACCACUCCCACUACCACCACCACUGCCACCACUACUACCACUGCCACCACUACCACUUCCACCACUACCGCUCCCACUACCACCACCACUACCACUACUACUACCACUUCUACUACUACCACUACCAGUUCCACGCCCUGCGACACUGGCGGCGCCCAACCGACAUUCUCGCUCGUCACCCUCAACAGUACCACCUAUUCCGACGGCACCGCGGUCACGCUCGAGCCCGUCGGACCAGCAAGCGACCCAUACGACUACGUCAUCUUCGACUCUUCAACAUCGUCCGGCACAGUCUUCACCUUCGACAACCAAGGCCAGUUCGUCGAGCUCAGCACCGGAUACAUAGCGGCGGCGCUCACUUCCACCGCCAACAACGACGCCGUAUUCGAGUUCGCGCCUGAAACCACCAUCAGCGAUCUAGGAUUGACCAUCAUGUCUUGCUCCUUGGUGUGUCCGGCCAAUGGAGGCACUCGGCCCAUCUUGUCGUGUAGCGUGGACGGAUAUACGCUGCUGUGGACCGAGCCUGGGUUCCCGAACUUGUCGAUUGGGAACUACUAUCCUUCUGAUGCGGUACCGAUCACGCUGGAAGCUUUGAUUGAGAGUUAG
Molecule: messenger RNA, 3708 nt
Organism: Capronia epimyces CBS 606.96
Lineage: Eukaryota; Fungi; Ascomycota; Eurotiomycetes; Chaetothyriales; Herpotrichiellaceae
Exons: 1
Coding region: 1-3708 (1235 amino acids)
Biological process (GO): heart development; actin cytoskeleton organization; muscle structure development
Cellular component (GO): Z disc; filamentous actin; stress fiber
Molecular function (GO): muscle alpha-actinin binding; actin binding
Source: RefSeq, a predicted model, not a curated record